GCCUCUCUACAACUACACAACCGAGAGAUGACCGCACACAUUAGGUAGUUUGAUAGCUAUCUAGCUAGCUAGCUAGCUUUUGAUUGUUUCAACCGUUUCUACACAGUUUUAUUGAUUUGGCAACCGUGCUUGGUGGAGUGAUAGGUUGUUACGUCUGUAAUGUAAUAACAGUAGAAGAGCUAUGUGAGUCCCCCGACCACCUAGUCCAGCAGCAGCAGGUCCUCAGUUAGCUACAGUAGUACCUCAGUGUGCCUCAGUGCCCAACUCUCUCUCUGUGUAGGGCUGUGCAGUAAGGGUGAUGUCAGAGGGCCUGGGGCCAGAGGGGGGGCACUCACAGCCUUCCCCCACCAUCACUGUUCAGGACCUGUCAGACAGACCUGCACAUACACCUCUGGACAGGAUCCCACCUGCGCACACACUUCUGGAUGGGAACACGCCUGUGGAGCAGGUGUCAGGAGUGGUGGAGGAGACCUCCCCUUCCUCCACUUCCUCCUUCGAGUUGGUUGACAUGGAGCCAGCCCCGCCCCUGUACCAGCCCGUGCAACCCCAUUGGUUCUACUGUCGCCGUGUCGACUCCAAGGAUAUGUGGCUCCCUUUCAGCAGAGAGGACUCGGAGAGACUGGAACAUGCCUUGUCUACCGCAGGAGAGGAGGAGGUGGUGGUGGCAGUAGAAGGGGAGAGGUAUGACGUGCGUGUUCGGGAGCGGCAGAGGUAUGCGGUGUACUGGGAGCAGGGCCCGUCAGAGGUGCGACGCUGUACCUGGUUCUAUAAAGGAGAUAAAGAUACCAGAUACAUGCCCUACCCGGAGGAGUUCAGCACCAACCUGGAGGAGGCCUAUAUGAUAGCAGUGACUCUAGAUGAGUGGAAGAGGAAGCUGGAUUUUCCUUCAGGAGAGACAGUCAUCCUGCACAACCCUAAACUGAUCAUGCAGUACCAGCCAAUCACAUUGCAGGACGAGUGGGUCUCCUCUCCCUCGGAGCAGACUCGCCCACGUACUGUCAAGAGGGGUGUCGACAACAUCACAACAGAGAUACCUGACGGUGAACCAGAGACAAUAGAUCACCUGGUAUUCAUGGUUCACGGCAUCGGCCCCGCCUGUGAUAUACGCUUCAGAUCUAUCAUACAGUGUGUGAAUGACUUCAGGAGUGCGUCCCUAUCCCUACUGGGGAGCCAUUACAGGAGAGGUCAGGAAGAGGGCAGGGUGGGCAGAGUGGAGUUCCUACCUGUCAACUGGCACAGCGCACUACACGGAGACGCCACUGGAGUAGACGAGGACAUUCAGAGGAUCACUCUCCCCAGUAUCAGUCGUCUGAGACAUUUCACCAAUGACACUCUGCUCGACCUGUUCUUCUACAACAGUCCUACCUACUGCCAGACCAUAGUGGACACUGUGGCGUCCGAGGUUAACAAGCUCCACUCACUGUUCAAACACAGACACCCAGAAUUCACUGGAGCAGUGUCUGUGGUUGGACACAGCCUGGGCUCGCUGAUCCUGUUUGAUCUGCUGACCAAUCAGAAGACAGGAUCAGGAGAGGCAGACAGAGAUGAGGGUCGUAACCGUGACCCCUGCCCUCUGACCUGUGAUGCGUUGGAGCAGGCUCUAUGCAGAAUGGGCCUCCAGGAGCACCUGGCUACACUACAGAGCGUGGACCUAGACCUUGACUCACUGGCUAUGUGUGACGAAACUGACCUGACAGAGCUCGGAAUCCCUCUGGGACCGAGGAAGAAGAUCCUCAGCUUCAUACGGAAGAGACACUUCCUACAGGAGGGUCGGCAGGGAACGGUGCUUUUGGCCCCCGGGCUGCAGGCCCUUCCAGACCCCUCCGAAGAUUCCCCCUCUCCCACGGUUAGCUUUGGCAACCAGUCUUCAGAGGCGUCAGCACGCCGACAGCAGUUUCUCAGAGCCCAGUCCAUAACCAGCGCCGUUGACUACGAAUACUUCGACGUGGGCAUUGGACAGACCAACGGGGGCAUAGCCAAGGGACAGGUGUCCAUUAACUACCCCCAGCUGGCAUUCCAUCCUCAGACCUUCUUUGCGUUCGGUUCUCCCAUCGGAAUGUUCCUGACCGUCCGUGGACUCAAACGCAUCGACCCAAACUACACCUUUCCCACCUGCAAGAACUUCUAUAACAUAUACCACCCUUUUGACCCUGUGGCCUAUCGGAUCGAGCCCAUGAUUGUGUCUGAGUCAGACCUAGAGCCCAUGCUGAUCCCACAUCACAAGGGCCGCAAGAGGAUGCACCUGGAGUUGAAAGAGAGUCUGACACGGAUGAGUACUGACCUGAAGAAUAACGUUCUCGGCUCGUUUCGUACUGCCUGGCAGUCUCUGGUCCGAAUGCCUGUCGCUGCACUGCCCCCUGUGGAGGAUGGAGAAACUACAGCAGAGAGAUCCCUGCAGGAGACAGAGACCCCUGCAGCAGCCUGCGCUGCUGUGAGGGAAAAGAGUAAGGCUGAUUUGUGGACUAAAAUUCUGGAGUGGCCCAAAGCCCUUCACUUACAUUACUUCCAAGGUGUGCAUGAAGAGGUGGAGUCUCCAGGGUCGGCGGAGGACAAGGGGCGUCAGGUGAAGGUGGGGAUGCUGAAUGGAGGGCGGAGGAUAGACUAUGUACUGCAGGAGGCGCCCAUUGAGAGUUUCAACGAAUAUCUGUUUGCCAUCCAGUCCCACCUCUGCUACUGGGAGUCUGAGGACACUGCUCUGCUGCUGCUAAAGGAGAUCUACGACAAACUGGGUGUGGCCUUUGAGCAGCCACAGCAAUAACAAAGGCUUUAUAAACACAGAGACCGGUAUAGAGGCUUCAUAACAACACAUGAAUUCCGUGGAGAUGCACCAACGAGGCCCUUUGCUUUAUUAGGAGCUGAAAGGAGUAAGGCAAGUAUGUCAGUAAAAACACAGAGAUAUAAAUAUUGAAUAACCACAGAGUUUUAAAGGCUUUAUAAACACACAGAGAGGGCUAUAAAGUCUUUAUAAACACACAGAGAGGGCUAUAAAGUCUUUAUAAACACACAGAGAGGGCUAUAAAGUCUUUAUAAACACACAGAGUGUUAUUUAUAAGUUACUAAAAAUGUAAUGAAAGCAACAUGAAAAAGGACAUGCAGCCACUGCUCUCUCCCAGAAUUCCUUGUGUCUGAGCCUCACAAAACCGUCAAGUCACCUCCUCGGACAGAUGGCGUCUGCCUCUGGGUGUGUGUGUCUCAAGGGUGUGACAGAGAAGUGCUCCGUGAAGAACCAAACCUGUCCCAGCUGACAUGAAGAGGACUGGAGAACCCAUUGGAGAUGAGCUCUCUAGUGCAUUUCUAUCUCUGAAAUUUCUCGUCCUGUGACCACAUGGGCAGCAACAUUGAAUACUAUCCAAAUGAGCCCUCUACCCAUCUCUAUGGGAGAACCAUAGUGACUGGUUUUCCAUUUUCCUAAAACCACACUGAAGGAUCUGGGUUUGAGCUGCUGGAUCCUCCUGUUGAAUGGGCAGACUGCAUUUAACAUGUGUGUUUCUAAAGAAUCAGAUCCUGUUUGAUCAUGUCUGGAUCAUAACUUUUAUAUAUGUUAUUUUCAAGUCAUUUCUUUUUACUUGGCCUUAGACUUGACAUGUCCUAUAAUACAUUUACAACGACAGAUCAUGCAGGAUGAUGAUUCCUCUCCCGUGUGUUUGGUGCAUGUCUCCAGAAGGUUGUAUACCAGUACGUAUCAGUACGUACUUGACUACCAAAAAGGUAGCACUUUACUUAGGUGCUGCUUAAGGCUUAGAAAAUCAUUUUAUAAAGGGCAUAUGAAGGGCAUAUGCAUAUGAAGGCUGCAUAUGAAGGCUGCAUAUGAAGGCUGCAUGUCGCUCUUAAGUAAAGUGUUACCAUAAAAAGUACUCCACCCAUAAUUCCAGUGCAAUGUGAUGUUCUGAUAAUCUCACUCCUCUCUAGAUGAACUGACUGACUAUAGAUAAUUACAUUUUUUUAUUUAUUUGUAUCAUGUAAAAGCUAAGUAUUAAAAUUAUUGUAGAAAAUAACAUGAUAUAUCUUUAAUGGAACUGACAAGACAUUUUUCCUCCAAGUACUUAUCUUAGAGGAAGGUAUGUAUGAGGGGAGAAAAGGAACAGGGUUGUUUUCUUUCUAUGAGUGUGUGUGUAAAUCACCCCCCCCCCCCCCCCCCUCCCUUUGGUGUGUGCCAACCAACCUCUUUUAAACUGUGGUUAGGGCCAAUUUUGCUCGUCGAACAUCUCAUUCCCAAAUCAUGUGCGUUAAUAUGGAGUUGAGUUGGUUCCCCCCCUUUGCUGUUAUAACAGCCUCCACUUUUCUGGGAAGGCUUUCCACGAGAUGUUGGAACAUUUCUGUGGGGACUUGCUUCCAUUCAGCCACGGGCAUUAGUGAGGUCGAGCACUGAUGUUGGG
Messenger RNA from Oncorhynchus gorbuscha (pink salmon), 4376 nucleotides. Its product is annotated as phospholipase DDHD2-like. Gene Ontology annotation, molecular function: triacylglycerol lipase activity; protein binding; metal ion binding. The coding region runs from base 299 to 2758 and encodes 819 amino acids. The record is from RefSeq and is a predicted model, not a curated record. The transcript is spliced from 20 exons. Gene Ontology annotation, cellular component: COPII-coated ER to Golgi transport vesicle. Lineage: Eukaryota; Metazoa; Chordata; Actinopteri; Salmoniformes; Salmonidae.